Molecule: messenger RNA, 1893 nt
Organism: Cladophialophora carrionii CBS 160.54
Lineage: Eukaryota; Fungi; Ascomycota; Eurotiomycetes; Chaetothyriales; Herpotrichiellaceae
Exons: 2
Coding region: 1-1893 (630 amino acids)
Cellular component (GO): nucleus
Source: RefSeq, a predicted model, not a curated record
AUGGAGCCGCCGGUGGUAUCCUUUAGCCUGCGCAGUCGCUUGACCCGGGACUACACGUUAGAUGACCACAUUCCCAGCAAUCGCGUGAGCGGAGGACCGAUGGGUCUCGAUCCCGACUUCAGCCUUCCACUUCAGCGACCGGGCCUGGAGUCUCGAUCCGACACGAUCAAGUCCACGGAUAGCAGAAACGGUGGGCAGCCUGAGCAUGGUACAAGAACUCCGCAAGGACGAAGAGCUGCCGAACCUCGCGACUUCGAGUUGCCUACAUCAAGCGGACAAAAUGGCGACAGAGAGAACCGAGAGCAGCUGCGCAAGCUCGAUUUCAACCUCGAGGCUAUCGAAGAGAAGAGCUCAUAUGAGCCUUCAGUCACCGAGACAGUGUCGCGCGCGUCCCAAAACACCAGCCUCACAACCACGUCGGCCAACCGGCUUCCCGAUUUCUUCACCGCCGACGUCUUCCAAGUGGUUCUGCAUAAUCCCACGACGGCCCAUCAGUUGUUGAAAUUCAGCCGGUCGAGACUAUGCGCCGAGAACAUGGAGUUCCUCGAUAAGGUUGACAACUACAACAGCCUCCUGAACGAGGUCGCCACAUCCAUGUUUGAGAUCCACCGCGACUAUAUUUCGGUGAACGCCGACAGCCAGAUCAAUAUCCCCGAGAAUUUGCUCCUCAAGGUCAACCGCGAUCUCAAGGCCGCUCUGGCCUCGACGCUCCCCAAGCUAGAAACCGUGUUUGUGGAUUCACAGAACGAGAUUGAACGCCUCGUCGCCAUGGACAUCUAUCCCCGGUUUGUGCGUCAUCAGAUGACCAUGAGCGCUGCCAAAGCCCUGGCCGGAAAUCGCGCCAAAUACGCCGGCCUGGGCGAUUGCUUUGUUCUGACCGACCCAGCCAAAGCCGACAACCCCAUCGUAUAUGCCUCGGAUGGCUUUGUGAAAGUCACUGGCUACGCACGCAACGAGAUCAUCCCUCGAAACUGCCGCUUCCUGCAAUGCCGCAAUACGGAUGCGUCGGCUGUCAAGAGGCUGCGCGAAGCCAUCCGCACGCGUCAAGAAUCCGUCGAGUUGCUCCUGAACCAGAAGAAAUCAGGCGAACCGUUCUGGAACCUGCUGUACACGACCCCGCUGUCCGACGCCGUGGGGAACGUCGUCUUCUUCCUCGGCGGCCAGAUCAACUGUUCCACCACUAUCCACAGCGCGUCUGACGUGCUCAAGGUGCUGGCCCAAACCAACGACACGGACGAGGACGCCGUCAACGGCAUUACCUCUCCGGAGGCAUCGAAAAACUCCUCGUCCCUCAAGACCAAGUUCAAGAACCCUUUCCGCAGUAGAGCCCCGGUGGAGCCUUACCGGCCGCCAGGCAUGGAGGACGGCUUGCUGAACAAGAUCGAGAAGAUGAAUCUGCGGAAGCAGAUGGACACGUUCUACACGGCGUAUUCUAAGUACCUCAUAAUCAACUACACAACAUUCUACAUCUCAUUCCACUCCCCCGGCGUCGCGAGCAUGCUAUUCCCCAGCAAACCAAUCCCUCAAACCCGCAACAACCCCAACGUUCAUACUCUUUCCAAAGUGCCCCCUCAACACCAACACCAAUCCCAGUCCCAGUCCCAGUCCUACUCACACUCUGGCCCAGGCCCAGGCCCAGGCUCGGACCAAAUCAUCGGCACGGACAUCUUUCGCUUCCUAGCCACCCACUCCGCGGGCUCGAAGCUCGGCUCGGACUUCAAGACGCGGGUACGCGCCGCGCUCAAACACGGCAGUCCUAUCAGUUUGGACGUCGUGCUCUGUACGCGCCGAUACAUGGGGUUUGAGAAGUUUGUAUCGCAUUGGACGCCGUUGAAGAAUGAAAUGGGGGAGGUGGGAUUUGUGGUUGUUACGUUGGGGGGUGGGGGCGAAUGA